Molecule: messenger RNA, 1133 nt
Organism: Archocentrus centrarchus (flier cichlid)
Lineage: Eukaryota; Metazoa; Chordata; Actinopteri; Cichliformes; Cichlidae
Product: usherin
Exons: 5
Coding region: 48-545 (165 amino acids)
Source: RefSeq, a predicted model, not a curated record
GCCAAGAGGAGAAGCCAGUUGUCCGGGAACUGUGGUUCAUUGUGGUGAUGGCAGGCAUCGCCCUGCUGCUGCUGGCCUUCGUGUUAACUUUUGUGCUUCAUAAGGCCCUGAACAAACCUCCAUUCAGCAGAGAGAGACCUCCACUGGUGGCCCUACCCAUGCAGAAGAGGAGCCCAAUGGCUGUCUACCCACCCAGCAACUCCGUUUUGUUUGACACCGUGCCUGACACAACAGGCUUCUCCAACAGUGUAACACUCAAGGGCUUCACCAUGAAGAUGGAGGAAGUGCUGGAAGCCAAAUGCGAGCCCAUUGAUGAGGACCCUCCACAGGGGGAACUGGGCAUCCUCAGCGUGAACUCCCUGAGGCGCAGCGCCAGCCAGGUGAUGGAUGGGAAGUCGCUCACUGGAGACGACGAAGCGUGGGACCCAAACAUUUCAGGCCAUGACAGUGGGAUGUUUAUGGAUGAUGAAGAAUUUGUUGAGACCAUCAAAGGCUUCAGCACUGUGAGGAAGGAGCACACCAUGUUCACUGACACUAACCUGUGAGCCAACGACAGGGACAGCAGCCCUGCGGGUUUUAACAUCCUGAACAACCACCUUUUUUUAAGAACAAGAACACUGGAAAAACUCUGUGAUGGGAGGGGAAGGGAAGCGUAAUGUUUCUGACAUUUAAACAUAAGUGGACAUUAUUAGAGUGGAAGGAGGAAGCAGCUGCUCGUGUGGAGGAAAAAUGAAAUGUUUCAAAGGACAAUUUUCCCUCUAGAGAUCACUUGUUUUCUGCAAGAUGUAACCUUUUCGUUUUCUGAGGCACAAACGUUUCCCAACCACUGUAAAACUACUGAAUUCAUGUUCGUGUGUAUUGGAUGCUCUGUCCGCAAAUCUGUUAUGAGCUUGCACAGCUGACUGGGAACAACCAACAUCUUUUGCCAAAAUCCAUGCCGGAUUUCCUUCUUGAAUGAAUUGUUUAAUUCUUUUCAUUGUUUCAUCUGACGGCUCUCUUGUUGGGCACACCCUUCCUUUCGGUCAGCCGGGUGCAGCAGCUUGUUAAGGUUUGCAGAAAGUUGCAAAUUUAGGUUUGUACAAGUAUUUGUUUUGGAAAUGCAAAUUACAAAGUUAUUCCACAUGUUUUUCCUG